GCCCCCCAGCACCCAUCGAUCUGCCUUCUGUCUCUGUGGAUCUGCCUGUUCUGGACUUUUCACAUAAAUGGGAUUGCACGCUGUGUGGCUCGUGUGUCAGCUUCUCUCACUCAGCGAGAGGUUUCCGUGGUCCCUCCUUGCUAGAGCAUGUCUCAGGGCUCCGGUCCUGUCUGUGGCUGAGCUCUGGGCCCUUGUGUGGCUGGAGUGCAUUCUGUCCAGGCAUCAUCCGCUGAUGGACUCUUGGCCUGUUUCCUCUUUCGGCGGCUGUGAGCAGUGCUGCUGUGAACGCCCGUGUCCGAGUCCUCCGGGGAGAUGCCCCGGAGUGGAAGUGCUGGGUCAAGUGAUGAUUCUAGCAUGGAUGUGAACCCAGCAGGCGCCAGAAUCCACCCUGGAAGCUUUUGGAGCCACCCCGGGGCCUCUGCGCCUCCGACUGUUGAGCCAGCGGGCCUCAGUUUCCCAGCAGCAGGCUGGGCGCGCCCCGAGCUCACUCGCUCCACCGGGCAGGCCCCUUCUAGCGCCCAGAGCUCCGGAUUCGUGUGCAAGUUUACAGUUUCCGGGGCGACGACUCAGGAAGGGGCCCUGGCGGGCGUGAGGAUGGGCGGGCCCCAUCCGGUAGAGCCGGCCUGAUUCCGGCCCUGCCGGCGGCCCGUGAACUCAGGGAACCCGCAGGCCCCACGGGGACUCGAGGGUCUUGAACAUCAGCCGGGGCGCUGGCCCUCGCAGGGGGGAGGCGGCUUCAACACGCUCCAAAGUCGGAGCGUUUAUGGCGGCAGGUGCCGUUGUGGAGACCAGGGAGACCCCAGACCAGCACAGUCACCCCGCGGGGGCCUGAGGAGCCGCCCGGGGUCCCCAGUCCGCCCCAGCCCGGCGACCAGGAUGAGGCUGCGGACCGAGGUGGCCCUGGCCGCGGGCCUGGGCGCCUUCGGCCUCCUGGUGCUCUGGAGUCUGCGCGCGCCGUCGCCACCCUGCCGGAGCCUGCAGCCCACCCCGGGCCCGCCCGCGCCCCCCGCGCCCCCCGCGCCCCCCGCGCCCCGCGCCCCCCGCGCCCCCCGCGCCCCCUGCCGCGCCAACGCCUCGGCGGCCGCGCAGCCCGACUUCGCGGGGCAGCCGCAGCAGGUGCGCGACUUCCUGCUGUACCGCCACUGCCGCGACUUCGCGCUGCUGCAGGACGCGCCGGCCAAGUGCGCGGAGCCCGUGUUCCUGCUGCUCGCCAUCAAGUCGUCGCCCGCCAACUACGAGCGCCGCGAGCUGCUGCGCCGCACGUGGGCCCGCGAGCGCCGGGUGCGGGGCGCGCUGCUGCGCCGCCUCUUCCUGCUCGGCACCGCCGCCGACCCGCGGGAGGCACGCAAGGUCGACCGCCUGCUGGCCCUGGAGGCGCGCGCGCACGGCGACAUCCUGCAGUGGGACUUCCACGACUCCUUCUUCAACCUCACGCUCAAGCAGGUUCUCUUCCUCCAGUGGCAGCAGACACGGUGCGCCAACGCCAGCUUCAUGCUCAACGGGGACGAUGACGUCUUUGCGCACACGGACAACAUGGUGUCCUACCUGCAGGACCACAGCCCCGACCGCCACCUCUUCGUGGGGCAACUGAUCCGCAACGUGGGCCCCAUCCGGGUCCCCUGGAGCAAGUACUACGUGCCGAAGAUCGUGACGCCCGACGAUCACUACCCGCCCUACUGCGGCGGCGGCGGCUUCCUGCUGUCCCGCUUCACUGCGGCCGCCCUGCACCGUGCCUCCCAAGGCCUGGAGCUCUUCCCCAUCGACGACGUCUUCCUGGGCAUGUGCCUGAGGCGGGAGGGCCUGGAGCCCGCCUCGCACAGUGGCAUCCGCACCAGCGGCGUCGGGGCCCCCUCGGCAAGCAUGUCCUCCUUUGACCCCUGUUUCUACCGGGAGCUGCUGCUCGUGCACCGCUUCUUGCCCUACGAGAUGCUGCUUAUGUGGGAGGCGCUGAGCCAGCCCAACCUCACCUGCGGCAAGCGGACCCAGGUCUUCUGAGGCAGCAUCGGGGCCCCCAGCCUCUCGGCUCCUGCCUCCACCCGCCUAGGAAGAAGGAGCAUCUUCCUCCCAGGAGGCUGAGACCUUUGUCCUCCUGAGGGGGCCAGGCAUACGGGAGUUCCAGGGAGGGUUUGACGAGUGAAUAGUCUGGCUGGCGAACUCCUACACAUCCUUCAAAACCCACCUGGUACUGCUUAGACCAAGUGCCAUCAUCCUCCCUAGAUUCAGCUGGAGGGACCAUCUCUUUCCCUGCAGCCAAGGGCAGAAGCACUUCUGCUAGGGUUCCAGCUGCUAUUGCUACAUCUGUCCCAUUUGAAUCAAGGCCCCCUGCUCCCAGCUCCAACCUUGGUCUGACCCAUGGCCAGCCUCUCCACGGUAGUGAAGCUGCAGUGGUUGAAUGCAGGGUGAGUCCUGGCCAUGGUUCAAGGCCACUUGGGAACUCCUGGGUCCGCAUGCCGCUGGAGCGAGAAGCGUUUUUCAGCCAGAGAAAGAGGGGUUCCAUCCUCGACCCCUCCCCUGGCUUUGGACCCUCAGAUGGUGGGAGGGCCAGAGAGGCCAUGAGCGGCCCUGUGCGCCCUGCUCGUGGUGUCACGGGAGUGGCGGGAGCGGGGCCGCUGGCUGCCUCAAGCUCUGGCAGCUCCAGGUCCCUGGCAGGGCCCGGCACCCACGCCUGUGCCCCCAAGAAUCCAGGCGACAGCCCGGGGCCAGAAGGAUCUGCACGCACCCCAGGCCAGCACACACACUCCCCCAGUGCCUGGAGAAGUGGGAGGUCAGGCCUUGGGUGGCCCUCAGCUCUCGGGACCCAGGACUGUCCCCCCCAUCGCGUCUUUCCGAUUGGGGAGAUCCAAGCGAACUGGUGGCCCCAGCCCUGCUGGUUUCAGGCAGCGUCUGGGGCUGGGCUUCACAGGCGUUCGGGCGGUGGUGGGGGGACCUCAGAUGGCGAGGUGAGGAGUGGGGGGUGGGUCCUCAGGGAAUAAAAUGUUUUGUGAAGA
Molecule: messenger RNA, 2987 nt
Organism: Equus caballus (horse)
Lineage: Eukaryota; Metazoa; Chordata; Mammalia; Perissodactyla; Equidae
Gene: B3GNT3
Product: UDP-GlcNAc:betaGal beta-1,3-N-acetylglucosaminyltransferase 3
Cellular component (GO): Golgi membrane
Molecular function (GO): N-acetyllactosaminide beta-1,3-N-acetylglucosaminyltransferase activity
Source: RefSeq, a predicted model, not a curated record